This is a messenger RNA of Leguminivora glycinivorella, 1581 nucleotides long. RefSeq names its product DNA primase small subunit (gene DNApol-alpha50). The record is from RefSeq and is a predicted model, not a curated record. Bases 214 to 1410 code for a protein of 398 amino acids. NCBI's taxonomy places the organism in Eukaryota, Metazoa, Arthropoda, Insecta, Lepidoptera, Tortricidae. Gene Ontology annotation, cellular component: alpha DNA polymerase:primase complex. The transcript is spliced from 7 exons. Gene Ontology annotation, biological process: DNA replication, synthesis of primer.
UAUUACACAUUAUUUCAGCGUUUUCUCUAUUGUAACCAUAUUUUGGCUUAAUUCGCUUUUUAAUUUAUACUUUAUUGAAACUUUUCAAAAAUAAAUGUAAUUAUUCUUUAUUACACAUGACUUGAAAUUAAUAGACUUAAUAAAAAUAAUAAAUUAAUAGCAAUUAAGUGUCACGUUCCAGAUAAGUAAUUUCGUUUCUGUUCAUUGUUUACAAUGGUUGGACAAAAUGAUGAAAACAUGUUAUCAGACAUGUUGCCCGUCUACUAUACGAGGCUCUUUCCUCAAAAUGUGUUCUGUAGAUGGUUGUCUUGUGGUAGCAGUCCACAGCCGCUCUCUCACAGAGAAUUAUCGUUUACACUAGCUGAUGACGUCUAUUUGCGAUAUUUGUCUAUUUCUAAUCAAAAGGAAUUUCAGACAUUGCUUCAAAAGAAGUGCCCUUAUAAGUUGGAUAUUGGUGCUGUGUACAACACUAAGCCUUCCAUUGGCCGCCAUGAUGCAGUGGUUCUAGCCAGAGAGCUGGUAUUUGACAUUGACUUGACAGACUAUGAUGAAGUGAGAACUUGCUGCCAAGAAGCCAAUGUCUGUGAUAAGUGCUGGAAGUUCAUGAUUAUUGCUUGUGAAAUUUUGGAUAAGGCAUUGAGAGAUGAUUUCGGCUUCCAAAGCAUACUCUGGGUGUUUUCUGGCAGAAGAGGUAUCCAUUGCUGGGUGUCAGACUAUGAAGCCAGGACCUUAGACAGUCCAGGCAGGGCUGCAGUGGCAGAUUACCUGUGCCUGAUUAUGGGAGGUGACAAUCAGUUCAAAAAGGUCAAUCUGGGAAGUGACAACUUACAUUCAAGCAUCAGGAGAGCUAUGACUGUAAUUGACAGAUACUUUGAAGAUGUUGUCAAUGACCAGGAGUUCUAUGGAACACCAGAAAGAAUACAAAACUUUUUGAAAAUGAUACCAGACGAAACAUUUAGAUCACAAGUUCAAGCUCAUUUGGAGAAAAGUAAAGGCCUAUCUUUGGACAGGUGGAAUAGUUUUGCUAAACUGUAUGAAAGUUAUUGCAGAGAAAAUAGCAGUGCAGGUCGCAAACUGAAGUAUCUAUUAGAAGAAAUCAAAAUACAGUACUGCUACCCCAGAUUAGAUGUAAAUGUCACCAAGGGCUUCAACCACUUGUUGAAGUCUCCUUUCAGUAUACAUCCAAAAACUGGAAAAGUAUCUGUAGUUUUUAAUCCAAAUACUGUAAGAAGUUUCAAAUUGGAUGAAGUGCCUACUAUUAAUACCUUACUGGAUGACAGUUCUGCAAAUCAUGCUCAGCAGUCGGCUAAUAUGCGAACGGCUGUUAAAACGUUCCAAGAAGUUGUCUUCUUGUUGGAGAAGUCUGAAGCAAUUAGGAGAAGAAAUGAGCCAAAUACAAUGGAAUUCUAAGCAGGCAACUGGUAUGGCUGUGCAAGACGGCAUUAUAAAAAUAUCCCUUGUUUAAAGCAUCAUUAAAAGUCUUAUGAAGUCUGGUGCUAACUGCGAUUUGUGUGUGGUAACUGAAUGUGUUCAGUAUUUCUUCCAUAUGUAAGGCUGUCAAUAAAGCAUGCAAUGGUGAUA